Messenger RNA from Hylaeus volcanicus, 2174 nucleotides. It is a transcript of the gene MESK2, whose product is annotated as protein NDRG3. NCBI's taxonomy places the organism in Eukaryota, Metazoa, Arthropoda, Insecta, Hymenoptera, Colletidae. Gene Ontology annotation, biological process: signal transduction. The transcript is spliced from 10 exons. The record is from RefSeq and is a predicted model, not a curated record. Gene Ontology annotation, cellular component: cytoplasm. The coding region runs from base 523 to 1947 and encodes 474 amino acids.
GCGGUGGCUCUGAGAACACGGGUACGGUCUUCUGGUUAGUCUCGUCGUGGUGCGUUUCCACACGUCACGUCGUAAGAAAGAAGGGCAAAGCGAGGCAAAAAAAAAAAAAGAAAAACGUCAACGAGACCCGUCGAGAUCGGUGGCGUAAUCGUAAACGUCCGUCGCUCGUUUACGAGGAAAAAAUCGAGAUAACGGACGAGCGGGCAGAUCCGCCGAGGAUCCCUCAGCGCCUCGUACUCGUCUAACGCGUCUCUGUUUCCGGUGAUAUCGUGUCCAAAAGCUGCGGAGAAGCUGCAACUCUUCUUUGGUACCAGGAUUCCGCAGCGGGAGCCGCGCAAGACGAGCAUCAACAGCCGCCAGCGACUAGGACGCGGUGUUUCGUAACGCGUUUGGCGAAGAAACGCGAUAGAGGUAGAUCCACCGGCAACGGUGGACGGCAUAUCCUCGUCGAAGGCGUUCGAAUAGGUCGUCCCGGCGGGUAGGAUUCAUCGUGGGCGAGCAAGAGCAACCGGAAGCACCGCCAUGCCGGCAGGUAUUGGCGCUUCGUACAGGUCGUUAGGCGACCUGGGCGAAGACGUAUACAAAAGCACGACGAUCGUCGACCAGACACAGACCACCGGACAGAGCGUCCUCGAGAGUGUCAAGAAGGCUUUCAGUUUCGCCGCGCCCAAGGUCGAGCUCAGGAAAAAGGACCCGCUGAUCGAGGACCGUCGUGAGAGCGUCUCGAUCGUCUCAAGGGAAAGAAACAGGAUGCCGAGUGCCGCCACAGCCGAGGAAUCAGCACUUUUGGGCACGAUGCCUUCAGAUAGUAUGGACGACAUCGAGUUGAAAAAUAUUCAACUCCAAUUUCCUGCGCUAAGAUAUUUGUCGAGAGAUGAUAAUUCCGUGCGAGAAGAGAGGGUGGAGACCGACAAAGGAACUUUGCUGGUGGGUGUACAAGGAAACAGAGCGAAACCUGCCAUUCUCACUUAUCACGACUUAGGCCUUAACUAUAUAUCGAGCUUCCAGGCAUUCUUCAAUUACAUCGAUAUGCGAGUUUUACUUGAAAACUUCUGCGUUUAUCAUGUUAACGCACCUGGUCAAGAGGAGGGUGCACCGACGCUACCUGAGGAUUACGUUUAUCCGUCCAUGGACGAACUGGCAGAGCAGCUGCUCUUCGUCUUGGGCCACUUUGGCCUGAAGUCCGUAAUCGGUUUUGGAGUCGGCGCUGGAGCUAACAUACUAGCCAGAUUCUCGCUUGCUCAUCCUGAGAAAGUCAAUGCUCUGUGCUUGAUAAACUGCGUAUCGACGCAGGCAGGUUGGAUCGAGUGGGCUUACCAGAAGAUGAACGUUCGUCACCUGAGAUCGCAGGGCAUGACUCAAGGUGUCCUGGACUAUUUGAUGUGGCAUCACUUUGGCAGAGGCACGGAGGACAGGAACCACGACCUCGUUCAGGUGUACAAGAACUACUUCGAGCGUCACGUGAACCCAACGAACCUAGCGCUACUCAUCGACAGCUAUGUUCGCCGUUCAGAUCUGAACAUCACGAGGGAAUUAGAUCCGAUACGUAAAAAGGAAGGCCUUACCCUCGGUGUACCUGUCAUGAACAUCACCGGGGCUCUUAGCCCGCAUGUCGACGACACCGUGACGUUAAACGGACGAUUAGAUCCGACGAACAGCUCGUGGAUGAAGAUUUCUGAUUGCGGAAUGGUGCUGGAGGAGCAACCGGGCAAAGUAAGCGAGGCCUUCCGACUGUUUCUUCAGGGCGAAGGAUAUGUGGUGAAAUCCCCGCGGAAGCCCGUGACGCCGACAACACCCGAAGUGGCACCGCUCUCACCAUUGAAGAUGGCUGACUACAGACUGGCUUCCCUCGAGGAACUGAACCACGUUUGCAUUAAGAAACUCGACCGGCCCACCGCGACUAUACACAUCACCGAGAAUCCCAUAUCGGAGGCGGUCGUCUGCUAAAUCCUCGUUUAUAAACUUCACCAUCGCCAUUUUGAUUGUUCUCGAACGACUAAACACACGCAAGAACUUAAAAAAAAAAACAAAAAAAAACAAACAAAAUGCACCACGCGAAUCGAACGUUGGUUUCCUCCAAGGUUUUAUCGUCGGGGCAACGAUCGACGUGGCAUUAAUUUUUUAAUUUCGUGAAACCAGCAUCGCGUCUAAUUUUAAUUUAAGCGUUACGUUUA